AUGGAUGCAAAUAAUUGGAAAAAUGGUAAAGAGCGAGAUGAUGUGUUCAUCGUUGAACGCGUUAUCGACAUGCGAUAUAAUUCGAAAACGAAAACAAGGGAAUAUUUAUUAAAAUGGAUGGGAUAUACGGAUGAAGAAAAUACUUGGGAACCUGUUGAAAAUUUGGUUUAUUUUUAUUAA
Messenger RNA from Dracunculus medinensis (Guinea worm), 180 nucleotides. NCBI's taxonomy places the organism in Eukaryota, Metazoa, Nematoda, Chromadorea, Rhabditida, Dracunculidae. The record is from the annotation of a GenBank genome assembly.